Molecule: messenger RNA, 1058 nt
Organism: Dunckerocampus dactyliophorus (ringed pipefish)
Lineage: Eukaryota; Metazoa; Chordata; Actinopteri; Syngnathiformes; Syngnathidae
Gene: vbp1
Product: von Hippel-Lindau binding protein 1
Exons: 6
Coding region: 63-653 (196 amino acids)
Biological process (GO): protein folding; microtubule-based process; tubulin complex assembly
Cellular component (GO): cytoplasm; prefoldin complex
Molecular function (GO): tubulin binding
Source: RefSeq, a predicted model, not a curated record
CUUCUCCCACCUCUUGAGGUUGACGACUUGCAACACGAGGAAGAAAGCAGCAGCCUCUCCCCAUGAUGGCGGCCACCAUAGACAACAGCAAUGCCGUCCAGGCGACCAAGAAAAAGCAUCUCGGCAUCCCAGAGGCGGUAUUUGUGGAAGACGUGGAUUCGUUCAUGAAGCAGCCGGGCAACGAGACGGCGGACGCGGCUUUAAGGAAGCUGGAUGAGCAGUACCAGAAGUAUAAGUACAUGGAGCUCAACCUGUCGCAGAAGAAGCUCAGGUUGAAAAACCAGAUCCCGCAAAUCUCACAGACGCUAGAGAUCCUGCGACACAUGCAAAAGAAGAAGGAGACCACGGAACCAAUGGAGACACACUUCCUUUUAGCCGACAACGUUUACUGCAAGGCCUCAGUACCACCUACUAACAAAGUUUGCCUAUGGUUAGGUGCCAAUGUCAUGCUGGAGUACGACAUCGAUGACGCUCAGGCUCUGCUAGAGAAGAACCUGUCCACGGCCUCUCGCAACCUGGAGACGCUGGAGGAGGACCUAGAUUUCCUGCGAGACCAGUUUACCACCACGGAAGUCAACAUGGCGCGAGUCUACAACUGGGACGUGAAGAGGAGGAGCAAGGACAACCUCCUCAAGUCCACAGACAAGUCUUAAUCCAGAUAGGACAGCCCCUGCCCCGUUUCCUGAUAUGUGGUCUUCUGUUCAGUCAGUGCAACAAACCCCCUCCUACAGCGAGACUCACCUAGGGCCAGAUGGUGGCGCUGUGUUUUGGAUUCAGAAUCACUCUAGUGUAGCCACCACAGUUGAUUUCAUACUUUUUAAAGUCUAUUUUCAGGUAAAAAACAAAACAAAAAAAAAACGGCAUUUUUUUUGUAUUCUUUGUUCUGUCCUCUCCCCUUUUUGUUCCGUCUGUAUUUAUUUGUCUGUCACUGUGCUCGUGAAUUAAAACAUCAAUGAACAGCUCUGGCUGUCCGGUAACAACUCUUGUGUUAUUUUAACAGAUGAAGGGAGGCAGUCAACACAUUAGCACCCAAAGAUGCAAAUAAAAGGCCAACUUGA